Molecule: messenger RNA, 2214 nt
Organism: Oikopleura dioica
Lineage: Eukaryota; Metazoa; Chordata; Appendicularia; Copelata; Oikopleuridae
Source: the annotation of a GenBank genome assembly
AUGGAUGGGCCAACAGGAAAUGAAGGCAGAAUCGAGAUUUUUCACGACGGAGAAUGGGGAACGGUGUGCGAUGACAGCUUCUCCACCGAGCUUGGUCACGUUUUCUGUCGUAUGGCUGGUUACACUGGCGCUAUCCGCUACCAUCAUUCUGCCCGAUAUGGCCGCGGCGACGGACCAAUCUGGAUCGACGAGCCUUCUUGCAUUGGAUCGGAGAUGAAUGUAAUGAACUGUACGUGGACGAACAAGUGGGGCGAGACAGACUGCGAGCACCACGAAGAUGUAUCCGUAGAGUGUAGUCCCGAGCGAAUUCCUGGCUGGGACAUGCUCAAGCUAAAGAACGCUCAAGCAGUACUUGAAAAUGACGAUUUUAAAUUGAGAUUGAAACCUCUCUUUCGCCAUAGGCGCAACUCAAUCAGCGAGAAAGGCUUCAUCACCGCCGGUUUUCUUGAGCACUUUUCGAAGCGAGACAAUAAAUGGUACCGAGUCUGCGCGGAUGGUUGGUCUCACGCGAACUCCAGGGUCGCAUGUGGUCAGUUAGGUUUCUCAAGCUUCAACGAAUUCGACUACGGAGGCUACACACGAGGCGAGCGUCUCCGGCGAAGUCAAUUCGGCCUCAAAGACGUGACUUGCGAUGGGAGUGAGAACAAUCUCCAGUGGUGCGAAAAAAUUGAGCUCGGCCAAAAUCACAGAGAUUGCACAUCGCACCAGCCGGUUGUCCUUCAAUGCAAACCAGGACGGCAUUACACGGAUAGAAUAACCCUCACAGAUCAACAUGUAGACAAUAUGUUCACGCGAAGCAGACAGCCGGAAGGCCUUCGUGUCAGGCUGAAGUCCGGAGGGAACCUUGGGUCCGGAAGAGUCGAGGUAAUGAUCAAUUCGGAAUGGGGCACUGUUUGCCACAACGGUUGGUCAGUCCUGUCCGCCAACGUUGUCUGCCGACAGCUAGGAUUUGGAACAGCAAAACAUGCCUUCUCGAACUCGGAAUUUGGAAAUGGCCAUGGGCCUGUUUUUGGUCCGAUGUCAACUACGGAGCUGGACAUCAAUAUUUCCGCAUACCAAUUGAGGAUGCGCGAAAGUUGUAAUCACGGACACGAUGUUUCUGUUAUCUGCAAUACACCCAAGAUUGAAGAGAAAGCGGAAUUGAAUAUAAGGCUUGUUAAUGGUCGUCACAUGCGUGAAGGAAGAGUUGAAGUUCAAAUGAAUCGUAAAUGGGGAGCCAUUUGCUCCGAUGACUUCUCAAUGGCGAACGCGAUUGUUCUUUGUCGCCAGUUGGGCUUCGGUCACCCUCAUCAAUUCAUCCAAGACUUGGCCUAUUGGGCAGCAGCUGAUGAUGCAGAAGACAGAGCAAUCCUUACCGGUCUUAAAUGCAAAGGCGAUGAAUAUCACAUCGAAGAAUGCGAAAUUUCGUCAUCAGAGAGAUGUGGAAAAAAGUCAAAAACUCCAUUCGUCGGAAUCGUUUGCAACGAGCGAUCAGCUGAUUUAAUCGUUGACACGGUCCUUCUCGAACAGAGUCUUCAUAUCAAUCGACGAUCGACCGGGCAACUUCAAUGUGCUGCCGAGGAAAACUGUUUGUCAGACACUGCCUACCUUCCAGAGUAUCAUCAAACUCAGUACUGGGAUCCAUACCGAGAGCGAAUGCUUCUCAGAUUUUCAACGCGUGUUUGGAAUCGAGGAACUGCCGAUUUUUUGCCAAAAUCUGCCAGGACAAAUUGGGACUGGCACGCAUGUCACGGACACUACCACUCGAUGGAGCGAUUUAUUGACUACGAUCUUAUGCAUCUGAAUAGGACGAAAGUCGCUCAAGGACACAAGGCUUCUUUUUGUCUCGAAGACAAUGACUGCGAAGGGGAAGCUUCGAGAAGAUACGACUGUGACAAUGUUGGAGGAGGAAAUCAAGGGAUAUCGAUGGGUUGUGCCGAUACAUAUCUUUAUACGCUUGAUUGCCAGUGGAUCGACAUCACUGACGUUCCUCCCGGUGAAUACCUUUUGCGGCUACACGUCAACCCGGAAAUGAAUGUUUCCGAGACAGACUAUUACAACAAUAUCGCUGUUUGCAACAUUAUUUACGAAAAUUCGGCAGGGCAGCUUCGGCUCUACGCAUUCAACUGUCAUAUUCCAGACGACUAUGAAGGACGAUAUAUUACUCAAUUUUACACUGAAAGGGCAUUUGUUGGACGAAGAACUGGCUAUGCGCGUGGAGAAACCCGAACCUAA